CAGUUUGGUUGGACAAAACUAAACCUUAAUUUAUCUGAUCAGUUUUGGCUUUAUCAACAGAUAAAAACAUAGUUGGGUUGUAAAUUUUUUAUUUUUUUAUUUUCUGAAUCCCAACCGCACGCACAGUCUUAGAUGCUGCGAUCCAAUUCUGAGGAGAAGGGAUCUAAUGAAUUAGCUUCUCUAAUCUGAUCUGAUCUGAUCUGAUCUGAUCUCUGCCCCCUCCUUGGAAACAGCAAUGGAAAAUCAAUUGCUUGUGCAAUUUUUCAUGGCAAGUGUAGUAGGGCUGUUGUGUGUAUCUUCUUUAUCACCUUCUUCUCUGAAAGUUAAAGAUAAAGUGAGUAGUAUUAGUAGUAGUAGUGAUGGGUCUGCAUCAUCAUCGGCGGUGGGAGACCCAGGAAUGACAAGAGACGAACUCAGAGUAGCCUUCGAAGCUUGGAACUUUUGCAAUGAAGUUGGCAAACAAGAAGCUCCUUCCAUGGGUAGCCCCAGAGCUGCCGAUUGUUUUGAUCUUUCAAAUGUUCUGGUUCUAUGUUGUAAAGAAGCAGAUUACUCUCUGAAUCACAAAGUAACAGAGGCAGAUAACAAACUUGGUGUGGGGAAGCCAUUCCCUGGUUUGACUCAAAAAGCUCUAAGCAAUCCAGACCUUUAUGCAGUGGAGAAGGAGCUUUAUCUGGGUUCUUUAUGCCAAGUUUUGGACAACCCAAAUUCAAAACCAUGGCAAUUUUGGAUGAUUAUGUUGAAAAAUGGAAACUAUGACACAAUGUCUGGUUUGUGUCCAGAGAAUGGGAAGAAGGUACCCCCUUUUAAACCUGGAAGAUUUCCGUGUUUCGGAGAUGGGUGUAUGAAUCAACCCCUCUUGUAUCAUCAACCCACGAGUUUAUCAAGUAAUGGUACAAUGAUUGGGGGUUUUCGUGGUACCUAUGAUUUGGAUUCUGAUAUUAAAGGUGGGAUCAGUGGGAUUUCUUAUUUUGAGGUUGUUUGGGAGAAGAAAGUUGGUGUUGGAAGUUGGGUUUUUAGUCAUAAACUACAAACCUCAAAAUUGUAUCCAUGGCUGAUGUUGUACCUUAGAGCUGAUGCAACCAAAGGUUUCUCUGGAGGCUAUCACUAUGACACCAGAGGAAUGCUCAAAACUCUUCCAGAGUCCCCUAAUUUCAAGGUCAGAUUGACAUUGGAUGUGAAGCAAGGGGGUGGACCUAAGAGCCAGUUCUACCUAAUAGAUAUAGGUAGCUGCUGGAAGAAUAAUGGUGCACCCUGUGAUGGAGAUGUGCUCACCGACAUAACCAGGUACAGUGAGAUGAUCAUUAACCCCAAUAUUGAAGCUUGGUGCAGCAGUACGAGUUUGGGGAACUGUCCGCCAUUCCACAUCACUCCAAACAACACAAAAAUUUACAGGAAUGAUACUGCAAACUUCCCUUAUUCGGCUUAUCACUACUACUGUGCUCCUGGGAAUGCCCGGCACUUGGAAAAACCUUAUAGCACUUGUGAUCCUUACAGCAAUCCCCAGGCACAGGAGCUGCUUCAGUUGCUGCCUCAUCCAAUCUGGGCCGAGUAUGGAUAUCCAACUAAACAAGGAGACGGUUGGGUUGGGGAUGCUAGAACUUGGGAGCUCGAUGUUGGUGGCCUUUCCAGUAGACUCUACUUCUAUCAGGAUCCGGGAACUGCUCCUGCAAGAAGAAUAUGGACAUCUCUUGAUGUGGGAACUGAAAUAUUUGUUAGUGACAAAGAUGAAGUGGCAGAAUGGACAUUGAGUGAUUUCGAUGUUAUUCUGACUUCUCCAACUGAACAAUUUAAAUAAUUUUUCGCUAUGUAGCUUGUGAAAGUUAGUUUUCUUCUGUUGUUAGGCAAGAAAAAAUUGGGAUGAUAUGUGUGGUAUAUGCUCCACUGCAGUUAGAAAAGUUUCAUCUGCUGGGAGCAGAAGCCAAACAAGCCCUAAAGAGGGCAGAGGUCUUUGUAUUGUUGAGGCACCCACAGGGUCACCCAGAGUCAUCCUGUUUCUCAAAUCUUUUUAUUUAUUUAUUGUUAUUUAACUUUGUCAGUGAA
Molecule: messenger RNA, 2040 nt
Organism: Camellia sinensis
Lineage: Eukaryota; Viridiplantae; Streptophyta; Magnoliopsida; Ericales; Theaceae
Source: RefSeq, a predicted model, not a curated record